Centropristis striata (black sea bass) is the source of this 2087-nucleotide messenger RNA. RefSeq names its product purine-rich element binding protein G (gene purg). Gene Ontology annotation, biological process: regulation of transcription by RNA polymerase II. The record is from RefSeq and is a predicted model, not a curated record. Gene Ontology annotation, cellular component: nucleus. Gene Ontology annotation, molecular function: DNA-binding transcription factor activity, RNA polymerase II-specific; RNA polymerase II transcription regulatory region sequence-specific DNA binding; purine-rich negative regulatory element binding. Lineage: Eukaryota; Metazoa; Chordata; Actinopteri; Perciformes; Serranidae. The transcript has a single exon. Bases 1 to 1032 code for a protein of 343 amino acids.
AUGAUGGCUGAUGGAUGUUGCAGAGGGAUGGAAAGAGGCAGGGGUAAGAUUGCAUCAGAUUCUUUACCGAGACCCACAUAUCCUCAGCAAUAUGUCCAGAGCGGAUCCCAGCAGCAGGGCAAUGACAUCCAGGAGUUAGCGUCCAAACGCGUCGACAUCCAGAAGAAACGCUUCUAUCUGGAUGUGAAGCAGAGUGUGCGGGGUCGCUUCCUGAAGAUAGCCGAGGUGUGGAUCGGCAGAGGCCGGCAUGAUAACAUCAGGAAGAGCAAGCUGACGCUGUCCAUGUCCAUGGCCCCGGCGCUCCGCUACUGCCUGGGGGACUUCAUAGACUACUAUGCCCGCAUCGGGCUGCGGGGGGGCCUCGCGCCUCCGCAGCUCGAGGAGCACAGCAACAACGGCCAGGGCCGCGCGCACGACUCCCGCAGGAGGCAGCAGGAGCAGCAGCACGCGGCGCUGUCCCCCACCGGCUCCGCGGUGUCCGACGACCAUGCCCACCGCGUCCUCAAGAGCGAGUUCAUAGAGAGAGACAACAGAAAGUACUUCCUGGACCUGAAGGAGAACCAGAGGGGUCGCUUCCUCCGCAUACGGCAGACUGUCAGCAAAGGACACGGCACCAUGGGCUACUACGGCCAGGGCAUCGAGCAGACCAUCGUGCUGCCGGCUCAGGGGCUCAUCGAGUUCAGAGACGCGCUGUCACAGCUCAUCGAAGACUACGGCGACGAGGAGAGCGACGAGCGCGGCCGGAGCGGCUCCAGGAACCACGACGAGAGCCCCGAGCUGCCCGAGGCUGCGUCUUUUCGGGUGGACAACAAGAGGUUUUACUUUGACGUCGGGUCCAACCGGUAUGGUAUCUUUUUAAAAAUUAGCGAGGUACGGCAGCCGUAUAGAAACACCAUCACAGUCCCCCUAAAAGCCUGGGCUAGGUUUGGAGAGAAUUUCAUCAGGUACGAGGAGGAGAUGCGGCGGAUCUUCUCGUGUCACAAAGAGAAGAGGAUAGACGGCCGGCAGGACAGUGAGGAGCAGGAGGACUGACCUUGGCAGUAGGCUGUGUCUUUGCAUGUGUUCUAGGGGUUCUGUUCAUGAAUAUCCAGAGGUGACAGUAAGCCCUUAAUACUCUCAUGAUGCUCUAUGUGUCCCUAUAGCCUCCUACACUACAUGCAGUGUACCACCUCCACUCUCUACUCAUCUACCAAGGGCUGGUAAACUAUCAAACCUGCCAAGAAGUCAUUCAUUAAUUCAUUGCCCAAUGCCUCCAUCUGUUUCACUGAAAAAUCUACACUAUUCAUUUCUUUUCAUUUCUCAGUGCUGUUUAAUGCACUGAGACACUUAGCCGGGGGCAGCCCAAGCCUAUCUAGGACCCUGGGCACAAUUUUAACCCCUCACCCCAACUUGAAGCUGUAAAUGACAGCAUUGUUUAGUUAUAUGUGACACUGGAAGGUGACACUGGUGUUAUUAGGGAUGUAAUGCCUGCUGAUCAAUACUAAUAUUCACCCCCUGAGCAUUUAAUCAUUAAUCAGUUUUUGUCAACCACAACUGAUCACUUAAAGUAAAACGACAAUAACAACUUUGAAUUAACUAUGUUUUUAGUAUGGCUUAUGUAAAAAAUUUAGUAAGAACAUUUACAUUUAAAUUAGGGCUGGGCGAUAUGGACCAUAGUCAUAUCCCAAUAUAUUUAGGCUGAACAUCGAUAUACGAUAUAUAUACCGAUAUUUUUUAUCGCAGAGUGAGAGCAAAUGUUCAGUCAAAGUCAAAUAUGACAAAACUGUUUAUUUAAGUGAACAUAAAUACUGUAUAACAACAGGAGUACCUUUUUUUUUUAAAACUCAAAGCUCCACAAAGUGCACAUUUAAAUAAAAAAUAUCUUAAAUAAAAAUAGCCUAUGAAAUAAAAUAGGCCAGUCUUUUUCUGUAAUAAAUAUAUUUAUAUGAGGAAAGAAUAACGAACAUUACAAAAUAAGUAAAUAUGACAAACCUUAGUAAGGGCAGCAUUUAUUUAAAGCAGCUUGCCUGGAGCAAGGAUCACAGCUCAAAAUUGAACUAUAUCGAUAUAUGGGAUAUGGUCUAAUUCCAUAUCACAUUAAAAAAUAU